This is a messenger RNA of Cryphonectria parasitica EP155, 1390 nucleotides long. RefSeq lists its product as uncharacterized. The transcript has 6 exons. The record is from RefSeq and is a predicted model, not a curated record. NCBI's taxonomy places the organism in Eukaryota, Fungi, Ascomycota, Sordariomycetes, Diaporthales, Cryphonectriaceae. Bases 17 to 910 code for a protein of 297 amino acids.
GGCCCUGCAGCGCAAGAUGGACUACAUCGAGACCUCGCGCGCACGGCCCAUCGCUGUCGAGACGGCUACUGCUAACCAGCAGCACUACGAGGUCGGCACGGGUGUGUACCUGCAGACGCUGGGCCCGCGCGUCAAGUACUCGGCUUGUCUGUACCCUAAGGGAAGCGAAACUUUGGGUGAGGCCGAGGUUGCUAUGUUGAGUGCUUAUGUGGAACGUGGGGAGUUGCGGGAUGGGAUGGAUAUACUGGAUCUGGGAUGCGGCUGGGGCUCAGGCGCCCUCUUCUUCGCUGAGAUGUUGCCCAACUCCAAGGUCACUGCGUUCUCAAACUCCAAGACGCAGAAGCAGUUUAUUGAUGCUAGAGCGGAGGAGAAGGGCUUGAAGAAUCUGAAGGUCAUCACGGGGAACGUGGUGGAUUAUGAAUUCGAGCCUGAGAGCUUUGACCGAGUUGUUUCCAUCGAGAUGUUCGAGCACAUGAAGAACCAUGAAAAGCUCAUGGCAAAAGUAGCCAGGGCGCUGAAGCCGGGCGGAAAGCUCUUCCUGCACAUCUUCUGCCACAAGGAUACCCCGUACGACUACGAGGAAGGCUGGAUGACCACGCACUUCUUCACUGGGGGCACGAUGCCAUCUCUGGACUUGCUGCUAUACCACCAGAAGGACCUCAAGAUUGAGAAACAGUGGUGGGUAAACGGGAUACACUAUUCCAAGACCUGCGAGGAUUGGCUCUCGACGAUGAUCAAGAACAAGAAGAAGCUGUGGCCACACCUCGUCGAGACGUAUGGUGAGGAGAACGCCACCACGUGGUACAACAGGUGGCAGAUCUUUUACAUGGCUUGCUCUGAGCUGUUCGCAUUCGAGGGCGGUGACAUCUGGGGGGUCGGCCAUUAUCUUUUCCAGAAGCCUAGCUCAUGAUUGUCAUUUCACACAAGACUGCGUCCUCAAUAGGCUCCCCUUUCCUCAUAGAUUUAGAUAGAUGGUUUCCAGAUUUUGACAAGUACUCUCAAUUUCUCUAAUCCUGCGACUUCGCCUGACCCAUUCAAGGGUGUGCUCCGAAAACGAGCAGUAUAACCGUAACGCCCAGGUUCUAAUGACCAUAUGUAUAAAUCAUGUUUUCAUCUUGUUCCCUUCCUCGAAGAUGAUCGUCUAGUGGUCCCAAGGGUGCUUCUGGCCGAAUAACACCGCUCCGUCCUUCUUCAUGCGGUACAUGACGAAAAACCACAUGGUCGCGCCCAGGCCUGUCGCGAGGAAGCGGUAGGAAGGCGGGACGUUUGGCCUGAAGGUAGAAGGAAGGCCCUUGGGAGGUUGAGGAGCCAUGUUGUAUUGCGAUGACGGUUCUGGUGGUGGUGAGGGGUGUCGCGCUCGGGAGUUGGGAGUCUUGGAGGGGGCUUUGGU